This is a messenger RNA of Budorcas taxicolor (takin), 618 nucleotides long. It is a transcript of the gene SPP2, whose product is annotated as secreted phosphoprotein 2. Gene Ontology annotation, cellular component: extracellular region. Gene Ontology annotation, biological process: bone remodeling. Bases 7 to 618 code for a protein of 203 amino acids. The transcript has 8 exons. The record is from RefSeq and is a predicted model, not a curated record. Lineage: Eukaryota; Metazoa; Chordata; Mammalia; Artiodactyla; Bovidae.
CCCAUAAUGGAGAAGAUGGUGAUGAAGAUGUUGGUGAUAUUUGUCCUUGGAAUGAACCACUGGACCUGUACAGGUUUCCCGGUGUAUGACUAUGACCCGGCUUCCCUGAAGGAGGCUCUCAGUGCCUCUGUGGCAAAAGUGAAUUCCCAGUCACUGAGCCCCUAUCUGUUUCGAGCGUUCAGAAGCUCAAUUAAAAGAGUCAACGCCCUGGACGAGGACAGCUUGACCAUGGACUUGGAGUUCAGGAUUCAAGAGACGACGUGCAGGAGGGAAUCUGAGGCAGACCUUGCCACCUGUGACUUCCAGAGGGGCUACCACGUGCCUGUGGCCAUUUGCAGAAGCACCGUGCGGAUGUCUUCUGAACGCGUGCAGGACGUGUGGGUUCGCUGCCACUGGUCCUCCAGCUCUGGGUCCAGCAGCAGUGAAGAGAUGUUUUUUGGGGAUAUCUUGGGAUCCUCUACAUCAAGAAACAGUCACCUGCUUGGCCUCACUCCUGACAGAUCCAGAGGUGAACCGCUUUAUGAACGAUCACGUGAGAUGAGAAGAAACUUUCCUCUUGGAAAUAGAAGGUAUUCAAACCCGUGGCCCAGAGCAAGAGUAAACCCUGGCUUUGAGUGA